Molecule: messenger RNA, 3092 nt
Organism: Chlamydomonas reinhardtii
Lineage: Eukaryota; Viridiplantae; Chlorophyta; Chlorophyceae; Chlamydomonadales; Chlamydomonadaceae
Exons: 6
Coding region: 101-1204 (367 amino acids)
Biological process (GO): protein phosphorylation
Molecular function (GO): ATP binding; protein kinase activity
Source: RefSeq, a predicted model, not a curated record
CAUAAAGUACAAACUACAAGAGACUUACAACCACAUAAAAGCAAACCUUUCCACGACUACUUGCGUAAGCAAUAGCACUUGACCCUACAACAGAAUCGCGAUGUCGACCCGGCUUACACUGCGGCGAAUCGAGUCGGCCCACAGCUCUGCACGAGGGCUCCAUCACCUGCUUCCACCAGUGCACACCGUAUGUAGCGCACCACACUCGCCACGGGGUAGCUCCUGCGGCCCGCUUCAAGCGGCUGCUUCGGCUUCCUUUUCAGCUUCCUUUGGCGUUGGCGCCCCAGUGCUGGAAUCUGCACCUGCAUCGCCAGCAGAGACCUUCCUUAGCCGAUACGCGCUGGGCAAGACCCUUGGGCAGGGGGCCUAUGGAAUGGUGCACACCGCUCUCAACAAAGCGACAGGCGAGGAGGUGGCUGUCAAAGUCGUCGCGAAACAGCGUAACGCAGGUCGCAACCAGCGUGGAUCAUUGCACCGGGAGGCACAACUCUGGAAGCGGGCUUGCGUUGCUUCACGGCAAGCGUGCCAGUUCUUCGCCAUCGAGGAAGACGCCGUCAACUACUACAUCAUCUCGGAGAAGUGCGACGGUGGUAGCCUGCAGCAGAUGCUGGACGCGCGCGGAUCGCUCAAAGAGGAAGAGCUGUCACAGGUCGCAUGGUGCGUGCUGUCCUUCCUGGGCGACUUGCACAAGUCGGGCAUCUACUACGGCGACUUGAAGCCUGGCAACGUCAUCCUCAAGGACGAGUACCCCUGCACCUCGGGGGCGCUGGGCAGCUGCCUCAACGUGCGCGUGGUGGACUUCGGCUGCAGCCAGCUGGUGUCCACCUCGGAGGCGGCGCCACUGCGCGGCCUGGCCGGCUCGCCGCUGUUCCUGGCGCCCGAGAUCCUGAAGGGCAGCUACGGCCUGCCCGCGGACAUGUGGGCGCUGGGUGUGAGCAUGUACAUGCUGCUGUGCGGCAAGCUGCCGUUCUGGCUGGAGAGCGUGCCGCAGCUGGAGCAGCUGGACAUGGACAGCAUCAACCUGGGCAUCAUGUACAACCCGGUGCUGUUCGCGGGCGCGCAGUGGAAGGGCGUCAGCGAGCAGCUGAAGGACCUCAUCUGCGGCCUGCUGGAGAAGGACCCCGCGCGGCGCCUCACCGCGGCGCAGGCCAUGGAGCACCCCUGGUUCGCCGCGGCCAAGGAGACGUGCGCCGUGGACGUCUGAGCACCGGCGGCUGCGCCCGCUGCCGCUGCCCAGCAACAAUGCCCUGGCCCUGUCAGCGGGGGCGGGACGCGUGGCGGCAGCGGAGGGCAAGCGGAGGGGAGCGCGAGAAGCCAGGGCUGGGGCGCGCGCAGCUUAAAGGCUGUCGCUGGCGGUGCGCAACGGCAGCGCUUCGCGGCUGGUUGAGCGGCUGGUAUGAGCUACGGAGGAUGAAAGCGACCGGGUGCAACAGCAGCGAGGGACUAGAGAGACUCAAGACCAGCCACAGGACGGUAUCGUUGGCUGUGUUAUUGUGCUGCACUUAAAUACACGUACUGAAUCGAAUCGGGAGCGGGUGUGAAGCUAGGCACACGUUGUACAAGUUUAUUCGAACUAGUGGCUCUAUUUGUUUCGGACUCUGCUUAUGCAUGGGUCUACGCUGCAUCCAUGCCCUCAUCCCUAACGCGUGGAACGUCCAGUCGUACACGGGAGGCGGCCCUAUCGAGGCCUUGCGUUUCAUGGAGCGGCUGUCACUGGCAUGCGGGGAGCAUAGGCGGGAUGACGGGAAGAGCGAGCUGGAGAGAGCGACAGCGGCCAGCCGAUGGCGGCGCGUGAGGCGCCCUGGCCGUGCGAGUUGUGGCAGAUUGCCGCGCUCCUGGGGAAGCAUUGAAGGGACCCUGGUGUGACAGUGGACGAGCUUCUUGCAUGUAGUAUAGUCGGGCGGCGGUUGACGCCCGUGGCGUGGGCCUGGCCUUGGGCAAGCAAUCCAAGUUCUGGAAAGCGCAGUCCAAGCCAUAAUCAAGUGCCAACUGCGAAUGAGAUGAUGUGACUUAUUCCAAGCCUGUGUACCUUGUACUAUUUGCCGGCCUGUCGGUACCAUGAUAAUAGCGUUGAGUGAAGCGUUAAAUCUUUACGCGAUGCAAUUGUCGCUGUGAUUGUCUCAUGGAGUGGGAGACGCCCACGAUGGCGCCCCGAUGUUGCACAGGGUGACGGGGCGCACCAUCGAUGUGGUUUAUUGACGGAGGGCAAGCAGUGACCCCUGAGAUGAAGCGAGAUGGUAUUAGGCGUGAGACUGAGCACGUCUGCCGGACAGUUUGUCGGAUGUUAUAGUAUGUUCAGCGGGAGAGGGGUUAGGAGGGUCAGGUGGCAAUGUGCUGGAAAGAAUGACACACGCGGGGAUGACCACUUCACGGUCCCUCGACGAGAGUUCAUAGCGCUUGCUUUGAAAGAGUGUGAAGCAAAGGUGCAGAUGAACCCGUAGGUUGCUGCGUUGGGCCGAGGAUACCAUACCAUCGUUUUUGUCUUAUAGCCUUCGCCGGAAGAACCACCCAACAUCUACGUAUGGGGCGGCCCGGCGUGUUAUGUCUCGGCGUUCUGUGUAUCCAGGAUGCCAGCUGAAGGCUGACGGUGUGGCGCUUGGUCCAGCGGGCACGUGACGAGGCAUGUUCACCAUGUGGGUGAUGCCCGCUGGCUUUCGAUUCGACUAGGCUGACUGAGUUUCGUGGCGCACUUGUCCCGACCUAGAUAGGGUGGAGAUGAAGGACUGCCGGAGGUGAAGAGUGCAUUACGGACAAACGAAACAUUGCGCCAAAAGACGCGCUUCAUUUAUUGGGUUUCGUGCGAAGCGUUUGAUAGCUUUAGCGAUAUGUUUGCAGCGAAGUUGUUGCGCAGUGGGUGGCACAGGAGACGCAAACAGUUGUACCUGAUACCCUGCCCUAAAGACAUUUGUGGCGGCGCUGAGGAGGGGACAUGUCAGUGUGUGUCCCAGUGAGGCCUGUUUCCCAUGUCGUCGGACAGGAAGGAGGGGAGCGGUGGAGGCUACCGUAUGCACCCCCGCUUGCCACCGCUAUCUGGUGACUGCAAGUGCAAGCGCUUGGUCCCAUCAUCACCGCAUGUGUAACUACAGCAACAA